This is a messenger RNA of Dentiscutata erythropus, 541 nucleotides long. Lineage: Eukaryota; Fungi; Glomeromycota; Glomeromycetes; Diversisporales; Gigasporaceae. The record is from the annotation of a GenBank genome assembly.
AUGGAUACGAAAACUGUAACUAAGAACGAUUCAACCUGGUUAUUGAGUGUUUCUAUCAUGAAAAAGUUAUUAAUUUUAGUAAUGUUUUUAUGUCUCAUACUUCAGAUCUUGAUGGUGGACAUAACGUCGGGGAGCAACAUUAAUGCUCGUGACGACGAACAAGUAUUACCACAAUCGAAGUUAACAGAAUCACUAAUACAGGAGCAAAUUCAUUCUGUCCCUGAGGAUUGUGUGACGACAGGAGAAUGUACCUAUAAAUUCGGAGAAUGCGAACCUUGUAGGCCACUUGAGGACUUGGCAGAGGAAUAUUGUAAAGAACAUGGAAACAAACAGGAGAUUAUUUGUCAAUGGAAUGAUACAUCAAAAAAUGAUACUCGUUUUUUUCGAGCUUGUCGACGAGUCAUAAGACUUGAAAGAGCAAAAUAUUUUGAAUUCCAGUUUGUUAAUAUAUUCAUUGCAUGUAUAUCUUGUGCUAUUCUGUUUUAUCGAAGGCAAAAACUCACAGCAGAUGGAUAUAGAAGGUUAGCCAGGCGUAUCGGUG